GUACAUCAUGGAGUGUAUAUGUAUAUUUAUAUGAAAAGUCAAUCGAGCUCACAGCUUCGAUGAAGAGCCAGUUGUGUGAAGUACUAGUACAGCAAGUGAACCGCAUGCAGACAGUAACUGAGGAGAUUAAUGCAUAAUGGAUCUAAACAUAAGCAGUUGGAAAGCGGCAAGAGAUCUACUAGAGCGACCGAUGUACCUCGUUGUUAUCGAAACGAUUAUUUUAGCCCUUAUCUUCAUUAUAUCAACAACUGGCAACAUUUUCUCGUGUUUAAUCAUGUACACGAGCCCUCGUCUUCGCACAUGGCACAACUUGCUUCUUCUUAACGUGAUAUUUGUUGAUUUGAUGGCAACUCUUCUUUGCGUUCCUUUCCGUUUGGUUGUUCUAAUAACGGGACGGUGGAUUGUCGGAAAUGCUCUUUGUUCCAUGGUCGCCUAUGUGAGCUGUCUUCUUCUGACAGUCUCUAUUAUAACUUUAGCAGCGAUAAGUAUCAGCCGAUAUUUCUUGAUAACGAGCCUUCUAAGAUACAUGAGCGUUUUCAAAAAGCAAAACAUCACGUGGAUGAUAGUGGUAAUCUGGAGUUUCGCCGUGUUGUGCGCUUUUCCGCCUUUUUUAGGAUGGGGAGAUUUCCUCUUCUUACCAGGAAACGCCAUGUGUUUCAUAUACUUUGGUUCAAAUUUGUCAUACGCUGCGGUUUUCACGCUUUUAGUGAUAGGUCUGCCAGUUUUUGUUAUCAUUGCAUGCUUUGUGAAGGUGAAGCUUCUGAUCAAGAUAAACAAACGUAUUAAGUCGUUCACGUCGGUGACUUCCAUCGCGUCUGAGGAAAUCGACUCGGCCAAAACUCUGUUUUCAGUAGUAAUUAUGGUACUUCUGUCCUGGUUUCCAAUGUUGCUCUUAUUUUUUCUCGCAGCGAUUGGGAUAGAAAUGCCAAGACAAGCUUCACUGAUGUCAACAUAUUGCAUAUUUCUGACAUGUGCGCUGAAGCCCGUUAUCUACUUCUGCAUGAGGAGACAAUUCCGGACUGGAUUUCUUGCUAUUUUAAAUAACCUUUUACCUGAUGUAUUCAAAAUAAGACGGAGUAAUCGUGUUGCUCAUAAAUCAUUAAGUUAGAGCUCAUGCAGAAAAUAGGCAAAGCUCUCUAACUCACAGCGGAAAACUUAAUCAAUUUAAACUCAAACAAGAGUCUGCCGAAUUCGAAGAAACAAGGAAGAUGUAGAAUUUAACUACUUGUCUACCUAUUAAGCUAUAAAACUACUAUCAUCUUAAGGUCUUAAAAGAGCUUUCGAUGUUAAUUUAAGAGUCUAAAUGCAUGCAUUCAGCUUUUAACAGUCCUUCAGGAAACUGGUUCUGAGUAACCGAGAAACUUGUCAAAGACAGUAAAUUGAGAUUUGGUAAAAAAAAAUUAUAUCCGUGGGCUGGUAAGCUGGCAACGAGCCUACUUGGCUGACAUCUAUCGGAA
Molecule: messenger RNA, 1457 nt
Organism: Stylophora pistillata
Lineage: Eukaryota; Metazoa; Cnidaria; Anthozoa; Scleractinia; Pocilloporidae
Product: histamine H2 receptor-like
Source: RefSeq, a predicted model, not a curated record